GUCAACACUCUGUCCGAGUCAGAAGACACAGACGUAGAGAAGCUGAAAGUUGUCAGUGAUCAGUCAGAGUUGGACUUCAGUAUCUGUGCAGCCUCUGAAGGACUGGAAAAGGUGACUCUGAAGAAGGACCAGUUACUAUUGGAUGAUCAGGACUGUGUUGAGAAGAUGUCACCUGUCAAAGAGCAUGUGUUGAAUGAGGAGCAGAGCUUUUGUGCCCCAGUUGAAGGAGUUAAGGAGGUCUGCAGACAUGUUGUGGUCACUUCAGCAAUAUCAAGCAUGGAUAAAUGUGCUGAAUGUGUGGGACCUGUUGCAGCUCUCAAGUGGAUUGGCCUGAGAUGUAAAUUGUGCUCCAGUUUUUGGCAUAAGUCCUGCUAUCUGAAGCUCCAUGAAUGGGAUGGAAGACGGUCAUUGUGUGAAGUAAGUUCAGAGGAAGAUGAGCUGUCAGAUGAGGAUUACAUACCUCAGUCAGAGUCAGACCAUCAGUCAGACAGUUCAGAUGAGUUGACAACAAGACCAGCACGUUACGACCAAGCUAAACUCUUAGAUAUACAGGAAGCUGCGUCAUCUAAGUUUAGUGAACAUCUGAGAUCAGAUGUAACUACCCUGAAUGUGUCUAAGGGCAAAGGAAAAGGAGUCCUGAAGGUCAUGGAAGCAGCAAGUGUGUAUGAUGAGUCUGAUUUAAUGUGUCAUGAGGAGCAGUUUACUGAUUUUGAGACAGACAGUGAAUCAGACUUUCCCAGAAAGCAAGACUCAGUGGUAUGCAGGUCAACAGAUGUGCUUAUGUCAUCACCUCAAUCACACAAUAGUAAGCUUUUGAAUUCAAAAAGCACAGUAACAUUGAGAGAAGAGAGGGAACGCAGCAUGGCUGGAGGUGAUCAUUGUGUGCAGUCACCAAAAAUCUCCUGUUCAGCAAAUAGGAAGAAUUAUUGUUACAUCUGUGGGAAACCUCAGUCCAAGCUAGCGCGCCAUUUGAAAACUCAUAUGGCUGAAGUUGAAGUUGUUCAGGCUUUGUCACUCCCAGUUCACUCAAAAGAACGUAAAGCAAUGCUGCAAAAGCUCAGGAACAAGGGCAACUUUCAGCAUAACACUGACGUUUUACAGUCUGGAGAGGGGGCUCUUAAAAUAAAACGAGCACCAAAAAGAAAGUGUGAUUCAAAGCAGUUUUUGCAUUGCAUGUACUGCAAAGGGUUGUUUGUACGGAGAGAUCUGUGGCGUCAUUUAAAAAGAUGUCCCUCAAAACCAGCAGCUGACAGUGAAGAGCAAGGGAGGAGGAGAGUCUUGGGCCUGGCAUCUAUGGCAGAGUCUUCAUUCAGUCAGCACAUAUCACAAGGAGUUUGGAAACUCUUAGGUGUGAUGAAGCAGGAUGACAUUUCCGCUGUGGUCAAAAAUGACCUGAGUAUUCUUCAGCUUGCACAGUCGUUUUUUAACAAACAUGGUCAUGACCCUACCAAAUUUGAGUAUAUUCGACAAAAACUCCGUGAAGUUGGAAGAUUGUUGCUGACUUUGCGUAGACAGUUUUCUGUGUACAGUCUUGAAGAAGCUCUGAAACCUGCCAAUUUUCAUAGACUUAUUCGAGCGGUUCAAAUGGUGUCUGGCUAUGAUGAUGAGAGCCACUGCUACCAAAGCCCAAGCCUUGCCCUGAAACUGGGGCAUUCGUUGAAUAAGAUUUGUGAAAUCAUUCAGUGCCGAGCACUGAUGUCUGAAGACAAGGAAUUGAUCUCAUCAACAGAGACCUUCAAAAAGCUCUACUCCUCAAAGUGGUCUGAGAUGAUCUCACACACUGCUUUGGUGACACUGAAUGAGGCCAAAUUUAACAAGCCAUCAACACUUCCCUUCACCCAGGAUGUCCAGUCUCUUCAUCAGCUCCUUGAGAAGACUGCAGAUACUGCUUUUCAGAAACUACAAGAGACUGCAUCUCCUCAAAGCUAUGCAGAACUGGCCAAAGCAACACUCACCAGAAUCAUUGUUUUCAACCGCAGACGUGCAGGAGAGGUCUCUAAAAUGCCGCUGAAGGCUUUCAAUGAAAGGGACGGCACUUCUCUCCAUGAAGAUGUAGCGAUGGGCCUGAGCAAGUUUGAGCAGAAACUCUGCAGCCAUUUCAGUCGAGUUGAGAUCAGGGGGAAGAGGGGAAGAAAGGUUGCGGUUCUUCUCUCUCCUGAUAUGGUCGAUGCCCUGAUGCUACUGGUCAGCAGGAGAGGUACAUGUGGAGUGCUAGACACUAAUACUUUCUUGUUUGCUCGGCCAAACUGCCAGAGUUACUACAGAGGCCAGGACUCUCUGAGGGUAUAUGCAAGGGAAUGUGGAGCUCAAAAUCCAGAAUUUCUCAGAUCCACUCAUCUUCGCAAGCACGUGGCUACGCUCUCUCAAAUCCUAAACCUGAAAAACAACGAGUUAGAUCAGGUUGCUGAUUUCUUAGGGCAUGACAUCCGUGUCCACCGUGACUAUUACAGACUGCCAGAAGCCACUACUCAGCUUGCUAAAAUAUCAAAGCUACUGUUAGCCAUGGAAAAGGGCUGUCUUCCUAAUCUUCAAGGCAAAUCCCUUGAUGACAUUGAGAUUGAAGAUGAGAUCAACAUGACCGAUUCUGAUGACAGUGAUCCUGAAGAAAGUGAAUCUGAUGAUGAGGCUCUUGCUGGAGCUGCGGGAAACUCCAGUAAUGCUGGUGUUCAGAAGAUGCCCAUUGAGAGCACCACUGAACUUCCUGAAGAGAGUGAGAGUGAGGCAGAAACUGAAAACCCACGGAGAGGGCAGAAGGUGUCCUGGUCAAACGCUGAAGUUACAGCUGUAAUGAAACAUUUUAAGGGCCACAUAGCUAAAGGAAAACUGGCCACACUGACUGAAUGCCAGCAGUGUAAAUCUGCUGAGGAUCCUGUUUUGAAGAAAGAAACUGAUGCAGGUCUGGAUCAAGUGGAGGGUGAGUACAUGAUGACAGUUUUCAUUCUGGAAGAAAACCAUUCCUUUACAGAUAAAUCUGUUUCUCUACACAUCUGCAACAUGUAUUGUGUGCUCAGAGAGUUAAUCUCAUGUACACUGUGUGUUUAGUGAGGUACUUACAACAUGAGGAUUGCCUUUUGAUUUGAUUUAUAGUUUUUUUUUUUUUUUUUUUUUUAGUUGGUGAAUUACACUUAAUUAUUUGAUGUUUGUUUUGUGUGGCAUUCCUUUUUUUUUUUAAGAUUACCCGUUUAAUUAAUUGGCGAAUUUGACAACAUGUUUAUUUUUAUUUCACAAAUUUAAGUCAUUAUUAAAGUACUUCUAAAACACAUUGGUGUCUGUAAUGUUGUGUAUUGUGUUAAAGAUCCUGUACUCUUUAACCACCUCAGUCUUAGUAAUGCAGCAUAGGGACAUGUCUGUGUGUUGUGUAUGGGGUCACGUACCUGUAAAACACAUUGGUCCCUGUAAUCCAGAGAAUGGACAUGUUUUGUGUAUUGUAAAACGAGUGUCCUCAUAAAUCAAUCGGACCCUAUAAAUACCAAUUAUGUAAUGGGCGGGAACAUUAUAGGAGGGGCGUGACAGUCCUUGUGUACCACCAAAAUAUCAUAUUGUCAUAUUAUCAAUUCUAUUGUGUGU
Messenger RNA from Carassius auratus (goldfish), 3567 nucleotides. RefSeq lists its product as uncharacterized. Gene Ontology annotation, molecular function: DNA binding. NCBI's taxonomy places the organism in Eukaryota, Metazoa, Chordata, Actinopteri, Cypriniformes, Cyprinidae. The record is from RefSeq and is a predicted model, not a curated record. The coding region runs from base 166 to 3042 and encodes 958 amino acids. Gene Ontology annotation, biological process: DNA integration; DNA recombination. The transcript has 11 exons.